CCCACGCUACCCACAACCCACCUAUAAACUCUCACAGCUCUGUCUCUCUUUCUCCCUUACACGCCACCCUCCUCCUCGUCUCCGGCGACUUUCUAUGCUCAAAAGAUGAGUUCCAUUUCCAAGAACAGAAUCUGCUUCUCGGAUGCACCAACUCCGUUUUCUCUUUUAUUAGUUUCACUGCUGCUAUCACUCUCUUCUGUGGAAGCUCAACCGGCAUCACCACCAGAUGGAUAUCCCUAUGCUAGAUUCAGCCCUUCAAUGGCUAUCAUAAUCGUCGUUCUUGUAGCUGCUCUUUUCUUAAUGGGGUUCUUCUCUAUAUACAUCCGACGGUGCUCAAACGACGGCGGAGCCAGCCUCCGUGCAGGUCUUUCCAUGCGCCGUGCCGGCAGAACAGCUGCAGCCUCUCGUGGUCUCAAUCCAGAAGUGCUUGAGACGUUCCCGACCUUCGCUUACUCCGCUGUGAAAGAACUGAAGAUCGGAAAAGGAGCACUGGAAUGCGCCGUUUGUCUUAACGAAUUCGAAGACGAAGAAAAUCUCCGGUUGAUCCCCAAAUGCGAUCAUGUUUUUCAUGCAGAGUGCAUCGAUGCUUGGCUCGAGAAUCACGUAACUUGCCCGGUCUGCCGAUCCGAUCUCGUUCCUAAACCCGGUGAUACAACUCAAGUCGAAUCAGGAGUUGCGGAUGGAGCUGAUAACCAGACGACGGCAGCUGCGGAUGAAGGAAAUACAGUACCAGACGUCUCGAUUCCAAUCGGAGACGACGUCGUCGACCCGACUCCACAACCGCAGGUCCUCAACCGGAACCAGAGUGCUAAAACAAACUUCCCACCACGAUCAAAAUCUGUGCGUGGUCCGAAACUGUUUGAGAAGUUCCGAUCGCAUUCCACCGGACAUUCACUGGUUCAACCUGGUGAAAACACAGACCGAUUCACGCUAAGAUUACCGGAGGACGUGAGGAAGCAAGUGAUAACCAAUGGUCUACUGAACCGAUGUGGAAGCACCGUGAGGGUGGUCGGAGAAGGGAGUGCAAGGAAAGGGUACAGAACCGGUGAGGGUAGUAGCCGGGGAAGAUCUUACCGGCGAAUGGGGAGUUUAGACAGGGUUUUCUCAAAGGCGCCGUCGUUCUUGUCUCGAGCAUUCUCCGUUAGAUCUCCUAAAAUCGUGUCAGAUAACGGUGGCGCGUCGACGUCUUCCGUCGAUAAGAUUCCUCUCAAUAACAUCGGGCCGAAGAGCGACGAGCCCGGUUCGGGAAGUGCUGACUCUGGUCGGCCGCCGGUUUAGUAUCUUGGUCGCCGGUUUUUGUUGCAGAUUUGGAUUCGAAAGCAAUGUCGGGGCCACACACGAAUUAAAAAUUUAGGCGGAGUUGCCAAAGUUGACGUUGCGAUCCUCGUGGUUGUUUAUUAAACUUAUAAAUUUUUUUGAAUUUUUGUAAAAAUUUUAAAUGUAAUUUUGACAUUAAAAUUUGUUCAUAUUUGUUUGCGUA
Messenger RNA from Lactuca sativa (garden lettuce), 1480 nucleotides. Its product is annotated as E3 ubiquitin-protein ligase ATL6. The record is from RefSeq and is a predicted model, not a curated record. NCBI's taxonomy places the organism in Eukaryota, Viridiplantae, Streptophyta, Magnoliopsida, Asterales, Asteraceae.